Osmerus eperlanus (European smelt) is the source of this 459-nucleotide messenger RNA. It is a transcript of the gene tra2b, whose product is annotated as transformer 2 beta homolog. The transcript is spliced from 4 exons. Gene Ontology annotation, molecular function: RNA binding. The coding region runs from base 1 to 459 and encodes 152 amino acids. Lineage: Eukaryota; Metazoa; Chordata; Actinopteri; Osmeriformes; Osmeridae. The record is from RefSeq and is a predicted model, not a curated record. Gene Ontology annotation, biological process: positive regulation of mRNA splicing, via spliceosome. Gene Ontology annotation, cellular component: spliceosomal complex.
AUGACUGCGAACCCUAACCCAAACUGCUGUCUAGGGGUGUUUGGGUUGAGCCUGUACACCACCGAGAGGGACCUGAGGGAGGUGUUCUCCAAGUAUGGACUCCUGGCAGACAUCAGCAUUGUGUUCGACCAGCAGUCCAGACGCUCCCGCGUCUUUGCCUUCGUCUACUUUGAGAACAGAGAUGACGCCAAGGAGGCGAAGGAGCGGGCCAAUGGAAUGGAGCUGGAUGGCCGCAGGAUCAGAGUUGACUUCUCCAUCACUAAAAGCCCACACACCCCCACGCCUGGGAUAUACAUGGGAAGGCCCACAUAUGGUGGAGGUGGUCCCAGUGUGUCAAGACCCUCAUCACGGGAUUAUGACCGGGGCUACGACCGGGGCUAUGACCGCUAUAAUGCCAGAGACUACUACAGAUCCUACAGGUACCUCCUUCCUGGCUCUCACUGGCUGUGGAUAAACUGA